This is a messenger RNA of Leptosia nina, 753 nucleotides long. The record is from the annotation of a GenBank genome assembly. Lineage: Eukaryota; Metazoa; Arthropoda; Insecta; Lepidoptera; Pieridae.
AUGUGCGAGAGGCGAACGCCGCAGCAGUUGAGCGGCCGCGGCGGGAGCCCCGGGCUAGGCGGUCAAAUGCUGGCGAUGGACGUUACCAAGGAGGCCCGUGCGUCACCUCUACCGGCUACUACGCAGGGUGGCGCCGCUGCAGCGACACAACCGCCCCAACCACAGAUUUGUGCGGGAUGCAGCAAAGUGAUUACAGAGCGAUAUCUAUUGAAAGCUUUGGACCAGCUUUGGCAUGAAGAUUGCUUGAAGUGCGGCUGUUGCGACUGCAGACUGGGUGAAGUUGGACACACUCUGUACACAAGAGCUAAUCUUAUACUGUGCAAACGGGAUUAUCUAAGAUUAUUUGGCAACACCGGAUACUGUGCGGCAUGCAACAAAGUGAUUCCCGCCUUUGAGAUGGUCAUGCGCGCGCGCAGCAAUGUCUAUCAUCUUGAAUGUUUCGCCUGCCAGCAAUGUAAUCACAGAUUCUGUGUCGGCGACAGGUUCUACCUUUGCGAGAACAAAAUUCUCUGCGAAUACGACUACGAAGAGAGGCUAGUGUUCGCAAAUAUGGCGUACAACCCACCACCGCUAGCGCAUUUGAAACGGCAAACCACUCAUUUACCACCACCACCGACUAGCAGCGCCAUGGGCGGCCUCAUGAACGGUUCAAGCCGUUCUGGAGACCUGAACAACAAUAUGUCGGGAUCCUCUCCAGCUCCCUUCCAAGCCCCACCACACCUUAAGCCUUUGGGACUCUCUGCGACCAGCUGA